AUGAGUAGAGCGUGGCCGACAAAGGUAGAUGAAAUCCUUGUUAGAUUUGGCAAUGGAAGAAAUGGAAGAAGGAUGAGAGCAACCCAUCUGAAUCAUAAAACGGCAAAACAAUGUGCUGAUAGAUGGAAAAACAUUUUGAGAUAUAAUCCAACAGAUAUUGACAGACCAUUUACCCCUUUUGAGUGUAAUAUGAUUCGGCAGUUGUACCAAAAAUAUGGCUCUCGAUGGGGAAGAAUGUCCACAGUUCUCCACCGCCCUCCUCAAAUGAUAAUGGAAUGCUGGAUUUCUUUAAAUGCUAUAGACGAAGCGAGAAUACGCGAACAAACACGCGAGCAAACACGCGAGCAAACACGCGAGCAAACACGCGAACAAACACGCAAACAAACACACGAAACAUGCGAACAAAUGGCUAUUCAACGAUUUCUUUCUUGA
Molecule: messenger RNA, 432 nt
Organism: Paraglomus brasilianum
Lineage: Eukaryota; Fungi; Glomeromycota; Glomeromycetes; Paraglomerales; Paraglomeraceae
Source: the annotation of a GenBank genome assembly